AUGAUUUCGGUAGAUUCGUCUUCACAUUUUUCUCAAUCAAUUGCAUUAGCUUACCUUGCUAAAACACUAGCCGCUGAGGAUAGUUUUGAGUACGCUGCCAUAUUUACUCUCGGAAAAGCGAGGUGCGAAGCCAAUGUCCAUAAUUAUCCCGGUGAGGCCUCUGCCUUAAUGGAAGCCGGUCGUCUCUUUUUAAAAGCAGAAGAAAAUCUUCAAAUCACAAAAACCCAUGGUUAUGAGAUUGAGCUAUUUCUCGAUGAUCUGCACCGAAUCGAGGUGUUUCGAGUACUCCUCGUUCUGACAGUUUUGCCCCCGAAAUCCGAGGAACUUGUGGGUGAUGGUCAGUUGUCUCUCCUCGCGUACACUGAUGAUGCCAAGGAAUCGGCUAAAACCUCUGUCAUCGAUUAUAUGGAUCGUGACUUAGUCCUUCUCCUCAGAUCCCUUGUUAUGUCAUAUCAGUUGGAAGAUGUCAAUGGCUUUGAGUUGACAGCCACCCUUCUACAACCGUAUGUCGAUUACGCCCAAAGGAAAGUUCUUUGUGAUAUACUUACUAACCUCAUUCACCCACCAGAUGACACCUUGUGA
Mesocestoides corti is the source of this 582-nucleotide messenger RNA. The record is from the annotation of a GenBank genome assembly. NCBI's taxonomy places the organism in Eukaryota, Metazoa, Platyhelminthes, Cestoda, Cyclophyllidea, Mesocestoididae.